GAAAUGGAAAACCAAGAAAUUGACUGUGUUGAAUGGAAAGAUAGACGUAUAAAUAGAGGAAAAACUGAGUCUGGACUAACACACGAAUGUGGAGUAUUUGGUGCUAUUGGUAAUGAAAAUUGGCCAUGUAAUUCCGAAAUCGCUCAAUUUAUUUGUAUAGGUUUAGAAGCCCUUCAACACAGGGGUCAAGAAUCAACUGGUAUUGUUACCAGUGAAGGUAAUAAUGAUUACCACGUUCAUAAAGGUAUGGGCUUAGUCAGACAUGUAUUUAGUAAUGACAGUAUUUCAAAACUACCUGGAUUCCAAGGGAUAGGUCACACAAGGUAUUCAACAAGUGCAAAAUCUGAACAGGUCAAUUGUCAACCAUUUGUUGUACAUUCCAUGCAUGGUGCUUUGGCAGUAGCUCAUAAUGGGGAGUUGGUAAAUGCUGCAAUAUUAAGAAAACAGGUACUAGACCGAGGAGUAGGUCUGUCGACACAUUCCGAUAGCGAACUAAUAACUCAAGCCUUGUGCCUUAAUCCACCAGAAGGCGAAGUUAACGGUCCGGAUUGGCCUGCUAGGAUUCGUCACUUAAUGCAAUUGGCACCACUGAGUUAUUCUCUCUGUUUGAUGCUAAAAGACCGGAUCUAUGCCGUAAGGGAUCCGUAUGGGAACAGACCGCUAUGUUUGGGUGUAAUUUUAGCCCCUGGUCAAGAAAUGGUGAACGGGUUAGGGGGAGAUAUUCAACCAGAGGGUUGGGUAGUGUCGUCGGAGUCCUGUGCAUUUAUGUCUGUAACAAGGUAUUUACGUGAGGUACAGCCAGGCGAAAUAGUGGAAAUGACUCGUAAUGGAAUAAAAACCAUAGACAUAGUGCCUCCGCCAGAAGGAAAGCUUCCCGCAUUCUGUAUUUUCGAAUAUGUUUAUUUCUCCAGACCUAACAGUCUCUUCGAAGGGCAAGAGGUAUAUACUGUUCGUGUUCAUUGUGGAAUGCAACUUGCGCUGGAACACCCUGUAGAAGCUGAUAUUGUUGGAUCCGUGCCAGAGUCGGGAAAUGCUGCUGCAUUUGGAUAUUCAAGACAGUCAAAUAUUCCUUUGGGGGAGUUGCUGACGAAAAAUACUUAUGUAGGAAGGACUUUUAUUCAACCAAAUAAUCGCAUGAGGCAAAUGAAUGUAGCCUUAAAGUUUAGUCCCAUAUUACGGAACGUAAAAGGCAAACGGAUCAUUCUUAUAGAUGACUCUAUCGUACGAGGAAACACAGUAGGACCAAUUAUCAAACUGCUGCGCAGGGCCGGUGCCAAAGAGGUCCAUAUUAGAGUCGCCAGUCCUCCUCUGAAAUAUCCCUGUUAUAUGGGAAUAAAUAUACCUACUCGAGAAGAACUAAUCAUGAAUAAAUUGAAAAAUACGACACAGUUUGCCGAACAAGUUGAUGCUGACAGCAUCGAGUAUCUGAGUGUAGAUGGAUUGGUAACGGCAGUUCGAAAAGAAAUCUAUGUACCGAACAGGAAAACGGGACAUUGCACCGCAUGUUUGACCGGAGAUUAUCCCGGGGGUCUUCCAGAAGAGUUGAGCUGGUAAAGGAACUAAGAAAAAUUAAAACGAAUCUAACCUAAUAGAAUUAUAGAAUUAAGAGCAAUAGUAUUAUAGGUUUAGGAGUUUUUAUUAUAUAGGCCUAAAAGGUACUAGAUUUUAGAAAAUAUUUGGACAUUGUUUAAAUGUCUUUGUCUAGGAACACUCCAAUAAUAUAAAUAAGUUAUUUCCUCUUUAUAUUUAACACAAAUUUAAAUGGUUCUGAUUUUAUAGUCUAGGAGAAAAGUGGAGAAGCUACAGCCUAUCUACCAUAUGGGUAAUUUUCUCAAGUACCGUAUAUGCAAUUUAUAAUUUAAAUAGGAAUAUAUCGAUUUCAAUCGAUCCUUAUUCUUCAAGUUUUCUGUAUUCUUCGUAAAUAUGUAGUGAUAUCAUUCCACUAAGUGUACUAUCAAAGACGUUCGUCCCGUAUUUGUGUAUGUUGUUUUACUUCUGAGAAUGAGCAACCCGUUACGCAUUUUAUUUGGUCCGACGCAGUGUGAAAAGAACAACUAGCAAAAGAACAGAAUAGCAAAUGAGACUUAAGGCGUCGACUGUCCUUAGUCAAUUGUAAAACCAGCUAGUGGGCGUGGCCUACAUAUAGCUGGUAGCAUUGGCUCCAGUCAGCCGGCGCUGAGAACAAAUUCGCGCGAAAUCUACCAUGUGUAGCUAAAUAAUCAUUCCAACCAAGCUUGUAAACGUAGUUUUAAGAAUCUGAGGGUUAAGUAGGGCAGCUGAACAUUGUUUACAGGUGCUACUGGGCGCAAGCCCUCGGGAAACUUACUGGUCCGUCAGGGAGAUACUGCUCUGCCCUGUUAAAAGGGUAACCAGAAACAGAUACUGAGCCAGUAAGUCGAGAACACAAGUGGAAACCUCACAUUGCACUUAGGAAGCGAAUAACUGCGUGGGCCUGGGAAGAUACCCAGAAGUUUAUUGGCAGCGGCCAAUAGACGUGAAAAAACAGAGUCCUUUAAGUAGUUGUUCAAAAAAUAUUCUCUGACCGUACUCUACUAUGCCAAAGCCGAUAGGCUUACGAAGUUGAGUUCCCUCUCCUUAGCUCAGCCCACUCCAUGGCAAGUAUCCCUCACUCAGCGGCUUCUAUAACAUCAGAAGCUGUUACCCAGUUUCACAGCGAUUUUGAUGAAAUGAACUACCUCAACGAAGAUCGCGUGGACGAUAUCACCCAACUCGAAUAUUUUGUAUCUAAAAUGCAAAGAAAAAUAAAUUUCCUCAACAAUAAACAAAAAAACAUUCCCAAAUCCAAAAAAACACCGCCAUUCCCAAAAAAUCCACCCAAAAAUCUCUUUCCCGACCCUCGUCUAGAAAUACUAACAUUCCCGAGCAAAAUCCGGCCAGAGGCGUCUCCCCUGCUCCUGGAACCUCCAGCUCAACAAACCCUCAAAGGAAUAACACCAAUCGCCCUCCCAGACCGGACAUUUCUACGCCAAAGGAUGCAACAACACCCUCCGCAUACCCAGAAGUGAUUUUAUUUGGUCCGACCAUUUCAUUGUUGAUCUUCCUCUGGAUAGUUUGAAAGCUACGUUGCUUUUGUUUAUCAUUAUUUCUUUACCCUCCCUGUUCAGCUUAUGUAUGGAAAAUAUCUCAGUAUAUUAAAUAAAUCACUAAAUUAAUACAAUAACUUUGUUAGUUUUAACAUCACUAGAUAGCGUCAGGUAUUUUCAGUUCCAAAUCACUCAUAUUAAAAUAAUUUGUAACUCAUUACUUUAUAUAAUAUAUGGAUACAUAGGGUGAUUCUUUGAUAGUUUAAAUUAGACAUUUUAGAGAAAGUUGACAUAAUAUCUGAAAAAGGUUUUUGUGUAGGUAUGCCCAGUUAUUAAUCUAAAAUAUUUAGAGCUUUUUAGGAACUUUGUUAAUAUACAAGUAUGCUACCUUCCACCCAGUGUUUUAUGAGAUAUGACCAAUUUUAUUAUGCAACAUCUAAAAACUUUUAAUCAUUUAAUACAUCUAAUUAGUUUCUUAAACAUCUAAUUAGAACUCACAAUGAAUCACCCUGUAUAAAUGGAACUAUUCAUAUCUCGGCCCGCAAUACUCUCCCGGUAUUUCGGGCUUUUACUCUCAUCAGACAGGAUUUGCAAGGAAGAUGAGAUCAGAAAUAUCUGUUUCUAUAUCGAUAUACACGAUAUGUUGCUAACCGCGUCGCAUAAUACAGUAGCCUGCCUUUUUAAAUAAUCAUCGCGAAUUUUUUAUCACGCUCUCUAAAAAGAUAAUUAGUGGUUUCCUAUUGCCAGUCUGAUCGUAUUGUCAGCACCGAUUGAACCAAGAUGUGGGUGUCGCCUGUAUUUCGUACUAAUGCUAACUGUUCAAAUAACCAGAACAGUAAUAACAUACCUAUUAAACUAUGCUAUGCUCUCAGUACUUAUUUGGUUAGAAUCAAUUCGUGCCCGCCCUGCAUAUCUACAGAAAUAUUACCUAUCAUCUAUUGGGAAGCGCGGUCUUGGGGUUGAAUAUUUCCCCGUUCAGUCUGUCUUCCGAGAAGCCAUUACCUACUCAGUUUAGUUUACCCUCCUUUACGCAAGUUAUACCGGACACGUUAAACAAUCCUACUCUCUAUUAAAAUAAUAAUUCCGUCCUGUAAAUAAGAUUAGUUGUAAUUACUCAAUUUAAUGAGAAUAACCCAGAAUGUUAAUUAAUAGUACGUUAUAUUUGACGUUUGAGGUACAAAUAUAAACGUCAAAUAUAACGUAUUUUUAAUUAUUUCAAUUUUAGAAAGUAAAUAAUACAAACAUGGCCCAAAAAAAUAGUCUAAAACCAUAUUAAGAUUUGAUUGUAACGUAACAGACUAUAUUUAAAGUGAAAUCAUUUAUAAAGAUGAUGUUUUUGUUCAUCAAGAUGCAUAGCUUGCUGGUAUAAGUUAGUUACCGAAAGCAUCUUGCGAACAUAUAUACAUACGAUAUGGAUCUUUAAGAGUAGUGUAGAGUAGUUCUCAUUCCCAAACAGAACAAUGAGCAAGCAUUCGUCACAACACUCCAUUGAUCAAUUCUCAGUAAUAUUCAUAAAUACUAAAGACGCAAGACGUUCUUAUCAAUUGGAUGAUAGCUUAUAAAGAAGCCAUAUACUCGAACGACCUUCAUUGAACACAAUGACACUUUAUAUUAUUGUUUUGUGUGCUUUACGCUAGUCGUAAUUAUGUGCAAAAUAUAUCUUUCAGGAAAGAUUUCCUUAGCUUAAAUAUAUAUAGGGCAGAGAAUUCAAAAUAUUUGAGUUCGGAAAGGUUUACGCAGUUUAUACCAAAUUUGCAUUUUGCUAUUAAUGCAUAUUUAUAUUAUGAACAUGAGUUGAAUUCAAUACUUAGACAUAAUCUAUCUGGCAGGCCAUAUUUUAUAUGUAACUAUUGAAACUGGCCGUGAUAAGCGGGAAAAAUCAUAUACGUUACUUUAAAUUUGUCAUGAAGGGCGAGGUAGGAAUGGGAAAAUAGAUCUUGUAGCCGAAUUAAUGAACGUCUAAGCAAAAAAUAAUAUAUUUUAUGUAUGAGACAGUAAUAAGAAUCUAUGUUGUGUAAUUUGAAAAAUUCUACGAGUUCUAAAGAUACAUGUCAAUAAUGCUGCAGUAUACUAUAUUAAAUUUUAAUUUUUUUUAUUAGGUAGGCAGUAUAUAAUGAUCCUGAAUAUUUGACUUUAUAUUGUAUAUUGGUGCUGUUACAUUUUGUCAACAAUUUGAUUGUCGAACUUUUUUUACUAUUGUAUACGGGUACUAAAAAACUGAUUUUUGUCUGUUACUGAAUACUUAAAAGUUCGACAAAGUCUAAUGUAGAUCUGAUUUUAAUAUUUGUUCAAUUUUUUAUACUCUGUUUAAACCAGUACUUACAUAAAAUGUUUAAUAUACAUUACAGAAAUAA
Messenger RNA from Diabrotica balteata, 5398 nucleotides. The record is from the annotation of a GenBank genome assembly. Lineage: Eukaryota; Metazoa; Arthropoda; Insecta; Coleoptera; Chrysomelidae.